CCCCUUUGGCCCCAUUCCUCCCGAGUCUCGACCCACACGAUUCGUCGAUUCCCUUCAUCCCCACAACGCACCACCUGUGGUGACGACUAGGGUUCAUCGCCGCCACCAUCUCCGGCCGGCCUCCUCCCCCUCUAGGCCAUCCCCUCCCCAGAACCCCGCCCUCCCUCCACCUGAUAGACGCACCAGGGAUUCUCCGACGACCCCUCCGACAGGUCCUCGCUCAGGAGAGGGGAAAUCAGAAAUUCGAGCUUGCCCAGGAUGGUCAUGCAGGAUCCGCACAGGGUGCGGGAGGAGGUCACACCGCGCCUAGCCGAAGCCUUGCGCAUCCUAGGGCAGCAGGUUGAUCUCCUGAACCUGCUCGACCCUCGCCUCCAGGCCUGCGCUCAGCCCUCACCGGCACAGCUCGCCAGCCACCGAGGGGAAAACCAAGGCGACGCGCGGCAGCUGAGGGUCAUCAUCGCCGUCCUCACCAACUCGAACCCACAUCUGAAUGUCGUUGCUGACCUACUCUUGUCCGCUCUGAAGCGCGCUCUGGACAGCGGCGCCACCCGCAACCCGCUACCCUUCCUCGGCCACAGCCACUCCCAGGACCAGAUUAUGGACUACCUGCUCACUAUCCCACGCACGACGCAUGCCAGCUUUCACCCCAACCGCUUCCCUGUAUCCAUCCAUAUCGCUCUUGCAUCCAUGCGCCUGGCGGUGGACUAUCACCUGGACAAAUGCAUCUGCAUCCUCCGCCGUAUCGGCCUGCCUGACCGCACCGCGCUGUAUCAGCCCGCCGACCAUGCCAUGGUAGAGGCACGCAACUACCUGGCACAGGCGAAUCUCUUGCUCUCUAGGGUGCAAGGCCACAUCUUCGAUGCACUCUAUGGCCACAUGCUAAGAUAGGAGGCAUGCAGAUGAUCAAGUAAUAGAAGUUUGACCAAGAUUUGUGUUGUUCGUCAACUAUGGAUGACUGUCAAUCAUCAAGACUGAUCGUUUAGUUUCCAUGCAUGUUUUCUUCCGUGUUCGGUGAUUUGAGGCACCAUAUCUUUUGUGCACUGUCGUUGCUGGUAAUGGUAGUGACCACGUGGUGAUCACCCCUUUGCAUGUUAGUUGUUACUAUGCUAUGUUGCCGAGCUCGGUGAGAGCUUUGAACUAUCUUCACUAAGUGCAUGUUCCAUGAGAGAGGGUUAUUUUGUACAUGCAAGUGCUUUCCAUUGAAUCCUUCCUUGUAACCCGAGACUCGCUAAUAUUCCCUUAAUCGAGUUGAAUCUGAGUAGUACCCUAGCAUUUGGUAUCA
This is a messenger RNA of Lolium perenne, 1282 nucleotides long. RefSeq lists its product as uncharacterized. The record is from RefSeq and is a predicted model, not a curated record. Lineage: Eukaryota; Viridiplantae; Streptophyta; Magnoliopsida; Poales; Poaceae.